Penicillium angulare is the source of this 1137-nucleotide messenger RNA. RefSeq lists its product as uncharacterized. Gene Ontology annotation, biological process: lipid metabolic process. Lineage: Eukaryota; Fungi; Ascomycota; Eurotiomycetes; Eurotiales; Aspergillaceae. The record is from RefSeq and is a predicted model, not a curated record. Bases 1 to 1137 code for a protein of 378 amino acids. Gene Ontology annotation, molecular function: phosphoric diester hydrolase activity. The transcript is spliced from 3 exons.
AUGCGAUCCUUCUACUCUUUAGCGUUGCUACCGCUACUAGUCGCCGCUAACUCGCUGACUGCCCGCUCCUCCUCCACCGCCUGUAACAACUCUCCCGACCUUUGCAAUAAGACAUACGGCGAGAUCACACAUUUGGGCGCCCAUGACAGUCCAUUCCUGCGCGAUUCCAGUACCGAUGAUUCCUUGUUUGGUGACCAAUACUAUGAUACCACCACUCAACUCGACGCUGGUGUCCGUUUAGUGACUGCCCAAGUACACAAAAGCGACUCAGAAUGGCACUUAUGUCACACAGACUGCGACUAUCUUGAUGCAGGGUUAUUGAAGGAUUGGCUUAAGAAAGUCAAGAGCUGGCUCGACGACAACGCCAACGAAGUUGUCACAAUCCUACUCGUCAAUUCGAACGCAACUGCCGCCGACCUCGGUGCUAUUUAUGAAGAUGCCAAUAUCACCGACUACGCUUACAAGCCCACCUCCCUGACUGAAGCACCAACCGCAUGGCCCACACUCCAGGACAUGAUAAGCAACGGCACCAGGCUGGUAAACUUUGUCGCAUCCCUUACCACAAGCUCCGACUACCCUUAUCUGAUGUCAGAGUGGGAUUUCAUCUGGGAAAACAACUACGAUGUAAAAGAAGCCUCGAACUUCACCUGUACACCAAACCGUCCCUCCACCUACGAGAACGACCUCUCCUCAGCGCUGUCAUCCAACUUCCUCCCUUUCAUGAACCACUUCCUUUACACUUCGCUUGAGCUUGGAGUCACUGAUAUCGAGUACCCGAAUGCCAGUUAUGUCGCCACGACAAAUGCUGCGUCUGGGGGUACCGGAAAUCUAGGAGAUACAGCGACGAAGUGCAAGAGUGAUUAUAAUGGUCGCCAGCCUACAUUUAUCCUGGUUGAUUACUUCAACCGUGGCCCUGCGCUUGAUACCAUCGACAGCUUGAACAAUGUUACCGACCCCGUUGGGCGGACCGCUGUCUCGACUUCUGUGCCUGAUGAUAGUUCUACUACAAACGGUGUUCUCACUAGUCUUGUGAACUUGGCUUCUACCGCUCGAUCUGGAACAACCCCCAGUAUGGGAAACUGGAUCUGGGUCGGCGGUGACUGGGGUAGUAUUCUUGGAGGCGGUAUCUCGCUCUAG